GGGACGCCGGCGCGCUCCGCUCGCCAGGUGCUCCGCCUGGAAAUGUCUCCAUUAGUUGUCGCCUGCUCCCCGCCGGAGCGCGCGCGCCGAGCGGCCGCGCAGAGCCCUCGCGGGCGGCCGGUAGUGGCCGGGCGCCACCGCAGCGCCUAGGAGCCGGCGGCCCCGGAGCAGUGGCCGCGCCAGGCCGGCCACCGCGCGCAGGACCCCGCCGGCCCCGCCCGCCGGCCCCGGGCGGCGCCCGCCAUGUCCUACCCGCAGUUUGGAUACCCCUAUUCCUCCGCACCCCAGUUCCUGAUGACCACCAACUCCCUGAGCACGUGCUGUGAGUCGGGGGGCCGCACGCUGGCCGACUCCGGGCCCGCCGCCUCGGCCCAGGCGCCUGUCUACUGCCCGGUCUACGAGAGCCGGCUGCUGGCCACCGCGCGCCACGAGCUCAACUCGGCCGCGGCGCUCGGCGUCUACGGGGGCCCCUAUGGCGGCUCGCAGGGCUACGGCAACUACGUGACCUACGGCUCCGAGGCGUCCGCCUUCUACUCGCUGAAUGGCUUCGACUCCAAGGACGGGCCUGGAUCUGCGCAUGCGGGCCUCGCGCCUGCAGCGGCUGCUGCUUACUACCCCUACGAGCCGGCGUUGAGCCAGUGUCCCUAUGACAGGUACGGGACCAUGGACAGCGGCACGCGGCGGAAGAACGCCACGCGGGAGACCACCAGCACGCUCAAGGCCUGGCUACAGGAGCACCGCAAGAACCCGUACCCCACCAAGGGCGAGAAGAUCAUGCUGGCCAUCAUCACCAAGAUGACCCUCACGCAGGUGUCCACCUGGUUCGCCAACGCGCGCCGCCGCCUCAAGAAGGAGAACAAGAUGACGUGGCCUCCGCGAAACAAAUGCGCAGAUGAGAAGCGCGCCUACGCGGAGGGCGAGGAGGAAGAAGGGACGGAGGAGGAAGCCCGGGCGGAGCCCCUCAGGAGCACCAAGAAUGAAGAGCCCGUGGGCAAAGAGGACAAGGAUCUGGAGCUCACUGACCUGGAGGACUUCGACCCGCUGGAGGCGGAGCCCCCUGAGUGCGAGCUGAAACCGCCCUUCCAGCCCCUGGAUGGCGGUCUGGAGCGCAUCCCUGCCGCACCGGAUGGUCCAAGCGCCCCGGGAAAGGAGGCCUCCGGCACCCUCCGGAUGCCCCUGGCUGCCGGUGGCGGGGCCCCCCUGGACCAGGACCUAGAGAGGGCCAGGAGCUGCCUCCGGACCACAGCGGCAGGGCCGGAGCACCAGUCCAGUGUGGGGGGCGUCUCGCAGGCUUGCGAGGCCAAGCUGGGCUUCGCGCCUGCUGGGGCAACGGCGGGCCUCGAGGCCAAGCCGCGCAUCUGGUCCCUGGCUCACACGGCGACUGCUGCUGCCACGGCCCUGAGCCAGACUGAGUUUCCGUCAUGCAUGCUCAAGCGUCAAGGCCCGGCGGCCCCUGCGGCCACCUCCUUGGCUCCUGCGUCGUCCUCGCCUGCUGCCCCGGCCCCCACUGGUGUCCUGGACAGGCACCAGGACUCCCCAGUAACCAGUCUCAGAAACUGGGUGGAUGGGGUCUUUCACGACCCCAUCCUCAGGCACAGCACUUUGAACCAGGCCUGGGCCACCGCCAAGGGCGCCCUCCUGGACCCAGGACCGCUGGGACGCUCGUUGGGGGCAGGCGCCAACGUGCUGACGACGCCCCUGGCGCGCGCUUUCCCGCCGGCCGCACCCCAUGACGCCCCCACCUCUGGCGCAGCCAAGGAGCCCCUGGCCCUUCCGAAGGCGGGAGGCAAGCCCUUCUGCGCCUGACCGGCCCGCCCCUGAGCGGAGGAGGAGCCCAGGCUCGGCUGCAGGCCGGUGGGUCACAGACUCUUUUUUUCUACCAAGUUUCCAAAGCAGGACGAGAGCAUGGCAAGGUUCAGGCAGCGAACCCACCGUGGAGGGAGGAGCCAAGCUCG
This is a messenger RNA of Lontra canadensis (Northern American river otter), 1955 nucleotides long. It is a transcript of the gene IRX4, whose product is annotated as iroquois homeobox 4. The record is from RefSeq and is a predicted model, not a curated record. Gene Ontology annotation, biological process: cell development; neuron differentiation; regulation of transcription by RNA polymerase II. Bases 244 to 1806 code for a protein of 520 amino acids. Lineage: Eukaryota; Metazoa; Chordata; Mammalia; Carnivora; Mustelidae. Gene Ontology annotation, cellular component: nucleus. Gene Ontology annotation, molecular function: DNA-binding transcription factor activity, RNA polymerase II-specific; RNA polymerase II cis-regulatory region sequence-specific DNA binding. The transcript is spliced from 6 exons.